This is a messenger RNA of Sugiyamaella lignohabitans, 768 nucleotides long. It is a transcript of the gene ADK1, whose product is annotated as adenylate kinase ADK1. The coding region runs from base 1 to 768 and encodes 255 amino acids. Gene Ontology annotation, biological process: ADP biosynthetic process. The transcript has a single exon. The record is from RefSeq and is a predicted model, not a curated record. Gene Ontology annotation, cellular component: cytoplasm; mitochondrion. NCBI's taxonomy places the organism in Eukaryota, Fungi, Ascomycota, Dipodascomycetes, Dipodascales, Trichomonascaceae. Gene Ontology annotation, molecular function: AMP kinase activity; ATP binding.
AUGACCAAAGAAUUUGAAGAUAUUAAGCAAUUGGCUUCUCAACUCCACGAGAGAAUUGAGGCUCUUGAGAAGAAGUUUUCUCAAGAGAAGCCCACUAGUGCUCCUAUUCCCAAUGCCUUGAGAAUGGUUCUUAUUGGACCCCCAGGUGCUGGUAAGGGUACUCAAGCCCCCAACUUGAAGGAGAAGUACUGUGCCUGUCACCUUGCUACUGGAGACAUGUUGAGAGCUCAAGUUGCCCAAAAGACCGAGCUCGGUGUUGCUGCCAAGAAGAUCAUGGAUCAAGGAGGACUUGUUUCUGAUGAGAUCAUGGUUGGCAUGAUCAAGAACGAGCUUGAGAACAAUGCCGAGUGCAAGUCUGGAUUCAUUCUUGACGGAUUCCCCCGUACCAUUCCACAAGCCGAGAAGCUUGAUGAGAUGCUCAAGGAACGUGAGACUCCUCUUAAGAACGCCAUUGAGCUCAAGAUUGACGACGAAUUACUCAUUAGCCGUAUCACCGGCCGUCUUGUGCACCCUGCCAGUGGCCGUUCGUACCACAAAAUUUUCAACCCUCCCAAGAAGGAGAUGACUGACGACCUCACUGGCGAGCCCCUGAUCCAAAGAUCCGACGAUAACGAGGCUGCUCUCAAGAAGCGUCUCGUGACCUACCACGCACAAACCGCUCCCGUCGUCGACUACUACAAGAAGACCGGCAUCUGGCAAGGCAUCGACGCCUCGGAGCCACCACAAAAGGUCUGGAAGUCCAUCCUCCAAUGCUUCGGCGAAAAAUAA